GAAGUCGAACGUACGGAUAGUGAAACACGUACAUGUACCAUAACACAUCUUCGACAAGAUGUUGAUUACAAUUUCCGUGUAUCAGGUUACAAUCGUAUUGGACAAGGUCGUACGAAAGAAAUUGAUACAGCUGUCAAAGCGAAAUCUCCAUUUUCACGGCCAGGUCAACCGUCAGGUCCAAUCUCAAUCACAAACGUGACGCGUUCAACCGUUGACUUAAGUUGGGCACCAUCGCCAAGUGUCAAUGAUAUUCCCAUAGCAUCCUAUUUCGUCGAAAAACUUCGUGAUGGUAUUUGGAUUAAAGUUGGUCGUUUACCACCAACAUCAACAUCAUUGAAAGUGUUCAAUUUAAUCGAAAACAAAGAAGUUCUCUUCCGUGUAUCAGCAGAGAAUCGUUUCGGUGUUAGCGAAGGUCUACUAUCAUCUCGUGUCAAACCAACUCGUUUAUUAGAAACUAAACCAGCGACAAAUCUUGAUUCGACAGCGGCUAGUUAUUUCGAAAAGAAUAUAGAUCACAAUGAUUUUAACUU
Molecule: messenger RNA, 530 nt
Organism: Adineta ricciae
Lineage: Eukaryota; Metazoa; Rotifera; Eurotatoria; Adinetida; Adinetidae
Source: the annotation of a GenBank genome assembly